Cryptomeria japonica (Japanese cedar) is the source of this 294-nucleotide messenger RNA. RefSeq names its product large ribosomal subunit protein uL3c-like. The transcript has a single exon. The record is from RefSeq and is a predicted model, not a curated record. Gene Ontology annotation, cellular component: chloroplast envelope; ribosome. Gene Ontology annotation, biological process: translation. The coding region runs from base 1 to 294 and encodes 97 amino acids. NCBI's taxonomy places the organism in Eukaryota, Viridiplantae, Streptophyta, Pinopsida, Cupressales, Cupressaceae. Gene Ontology annotation, molecular function: structural constituent of ribosome.
AUGAUUUGUAUGGCGUCGUACGAGGCAGCCAUGGGAGUGAUGGGCACCAAGUUGGGGAUGAUGACAUAUUUUGAGCCAGAGGGGAAGUGUGUGCCAGUGACAGUCAUAGGCUUUCACGAGGGCAACAUUGUCACUCAGAUAAAGACAGAGUCCACAGAUGGGUACGUUGUUGUUCAAGUGGGGUACAGGCGAGUGAGGGACACCAAGCUUAGCAAGCCUGAAUUGGCCUCUGCAUCCCAGCUCGAUGCCUUCCAACCCAAUCAACGAUUGAACUUCCAUGAGAUGUUUGCCUAG